This is a messenger RNA of Aspergillus chevalieri, 1056 nucleotides long. RefSeq lists its product as uncharacterized. Bases 1 to 1056 code for a protein of 351 amino acids. The record is from RefSeq and is a predicted model, not a curated record. Gene Ontology annotation, biological process: pectin catabolic process. Lineage: Eukaryota; Fungi; Ascomycota; Eurotiomycetes; Eurotiales; Aspergillaceae. The transcript is spliced from 2 exons. Gene Ontology annotation, molecular function: glucosidase activity.
AUGCAUUUAUUGCCCCUCCUCUCGCUCUCGGCCUUAACUGCCGCGGCCCUCACUUACCGCGGCGCCGACAUCUCCUCUCUUCUCGUCGAAGAGGACGCAGGCAAGACCUACAAAAACGCCAAUGGCGAGACACAAGCACUAGAGACAAUCCUGGCGAAAAAUGGCGUGAACUCGGUCCGACAGCGGAUAUGGGUGAACCCGAGCGACGGAUCGUACGAUCUGGACUAUAACGUGGAGUUGGCCAAGAGAGUCAAGGAUGCGGAGAUGGGUGUUUAUUUGGACUUGCAUUUGAGCGAUACAUGGGCGGAUCCGUCUGAUCAGACAACCCCCUCCGGCUGGUCAACAACAGAUAUCAACACCCUCGCCUGGCAAGUUUACAACUACACGCUAGACGUCUGCAACACCUUCGCCAGCAAAAACCUCGACAUCGAGAUAAUCUCCAUCGGUAACGAAAUCCGCAACGGCCUUCUCUGGCCACUUGGAAAGACUGAGAGCAGUGAUGGCUACUACAACAUCGCGCAGAUCCUGCACUCAGGUGCGUGGGGCGUGAAGGAUUCCGAUCUCAGCACAACGCCGAAGAUCAUGUUCCAUCUUGAUAACGGGUGGGAUUGGGAUUCGCAGAAGUAUUUCUAUGAUAGUGUGCUGGCCAACGAUAGCGCGUUGGAGUCGAGUGAUUUUGAUUUGAUUGGGGUGUCCUAUUACCCGUUUUACAACGCGGACGCGACGUUGUCGGCUUUGCAGAGCAGUCUGAAGAAUCUGCAGUCAUCGUACAACAAAGAUGUGGUGGUUGUUGAGACGGAUUGGCCCGUCACAUGCUCAAACCCGGAGUAUGAUUUCCCAUCGGAUGUAUCGUCGAUUGCGUUCUCUGUUGAUGGGCAACGGUCGUUUUUGGAGAAAUUGGCUAACACAAUCUCCACUGCCGGAGGUGUGGGAUUUUACUACUGGGAACCGGCGUGGAUUGAGAACGCUGGAUUAGGAUCAAGUUGCGAGGAUAAUCUCAUGGUGGAGCAGAAAGGACAAGUUAGGGGGAGUGUGAGUGCUUUUGGAGAUCUGUGA